AUGGCCGACGAGAAGCUUCCGCCGCGCGACGAGGGCGUCCUCUCCGGCAAGGCGGCCGAGGCCCGCGCCCAUGGCGGCGCCGGGGCGGCGGCGGCGGGCUCCCGCGCCGCUCCCGCUCCCGUCCCGGCAGACCCGGCUCCGGCAUAUCAAGAGAUUGCGCCGCCCGCCCUCUCACCCGCUCCCUCCGGCAACGGCGUCCCGACCGUCGCCAACCCCUUUAGUUUCCCGUCCAACGCUGAGCUGCCGCCGUACGAGGCCCCUCCCAGUGCAGCUUAUGGCGCCGGCUCCUCUUCCUCGUCCGCCGCCGCCGGAUCUUCUUCACAGGCAGACCGCCGCCCUAUCGCUCUCCCCCAGGCGGUUCCCGACCCGGCCUCACCGUUCGUCGCCGCCUACGCACCCAUCCUCCUCUCCCAUGGCGUCACCGAGGGCACCUGGCGCUCCUUUCUCGAAACCAUGUCGGCCUUCCUCACGGCCAAGGUCUCGGAUCGCGCCAUCAGCCACGCCGGCGACAUGGCCAAGCACAUGAGCGAGGCGCCCAAGAGUUUCGGCAAGGGCGUCGCCACACACGUCCGCUCCGUCGGCAAGGACAUCGCCGGCAACGCCAAGCGCGGCAACAUCAUCGGCGCCGCCUUCGGUGCCAUCGGCGGCCUCAUCUCCAUCCCUGUGGCUACGGCCCUGAGUGCUGCCGGCACCGCCAUUUCGCUGCCAGGCUCCGCCAUAGGGGCCAUAACUAAGCGCCCGCAGACGCCGUUUGAGCGCGCCACGGCCUACGCCAUGGUCGCCAACAAGAAGUGGCUGCAUGCGCGAGGGCUGCAGGCCCAGCUGGUCGAGACCACCGGCCUUGCGCAAUAUCUUAACGUCUCGCUUGACGCCCUGCUGGGAAUGGCGAGAGCCGCCAAAAGAGAUGACGCAGAGAGUCAGCUCAAGGCUCUGGAAGGGCACAUUGCGGCCCUGGAUGUGAGGGCUGAUGCGGCGCUGAGCCUGGCGCCAAAUACGCUAUGGCUGGUCUUGGUCCCCCUCGGCAAGGAAGCCACUUGA
Messenger RNA from Purpureocillium lilacinum, 1038 nucleotides. RefSeq lists its product as uncharacterized. Lineage: Eukaryota; Fungi; Ascomycota; Sordariomycetes; Hypocreales; Ophiocordycipitaceae. The record is from RefSeq and is a predicted model, not a curated record.